AUGCACCGGCAGCAGCUGCAGCAGCAGCUGCAGCAGCUGCAGCAGCAGCAGAAGCAGCAGAAGCAGCAGCAGCAGGAGCAGUGCAAGGAUGGAUCCGUUAUGCAGGGGAAAGUGUGCGAGCAAGGAGAUAAAAAAGCAGCAGCAGCAGCAGCAGCAGAUGCAGCAGCAGCAGCAGAUGCAGCGAGCAGCAGCACAGCAGCAGCAGAUGCAGCAGAUAGGCUGCAGCAGCAACUGAAGCUGCAGCAGCAGAGACACAAACGCUUGCUGCUGCGAAAAGCAUCUCUUGUCUUCCUCACCAGUUUGCUGCUGCUGCUGCUGCUGGACGUUGAGCCCCUCACGGAUAUAAGGUCUGGCCUGCUAGCAGCAGCAGCAAAGUAUGCGGGAGCUGCAGCAGCAGCAAUCAGAAGCAGGAGCAGCAUCAGCAGCAAGAACCCUUCUCCCGAGCUGCUGCUGCAGUGGCUGAGCUCUGGCGUGCUGCAGCAGCAGCUGCUGCAGCAGCAGGCAAUGCCAUUCAAUGCAGCAGCAGCAGUUGCUGCUGGAGAUGCAGCAGCACCUGUGUUUGCUGCUGCUGCUGGCUCUGCUGCUGCUGAUACUGCUGCGUGGAGUGUACAGGCAGCAGAUGCUGCAGUAUGGGGUCUCGGGCUGCAGCAGCAGCAGCAGCAGGGGGGGGUGCAGCAGCAGCUGCUGCCGCAGCUGCUGCAGCUGCUGCUGCCGACUCGCCCCAACAGCUUGCUGCUGCUGCUGUAUAGCCUGGGUAGAGAUUUCGCAUGCAUCAGCAGCAGCAGCUUUUUGCUGCUUGUCUUUGGUUUGCUGCCGCUUGUCUUCGAGAUUUCGCAUGCAUCAGCAGCAGCAGCUUUUUGCUGCUUGUCUUUGGUUUGCUGCCGCUUGUCUUCGUAUACUUUCUUGUGCUGCUGCUGCUGCCAGCUUGAGGUGUAUAUACACCUCACGUACCUUCCUGCUGCUGCUGCUGCUGCAGCAACAGCUGCUGCUGCUGCAGCAGCAGCAGCAGCAGCAGCAGCAGCAAACUCCUAG
Molecule: messenger RNA, 1032 nt
Organism: Eimeria mitis
Lineage: Eukaryota; Apicomplexa; Conoidasida; Eucoccidiorida; Eimeriidae
Biological process (GO): calcium ion transmembrane transport; intracellular calcium ion homeostasis
Molecular function (GO): calcium channel activity
Source: RefSeq, a predicted model, not a curated record